Molecule: messenger RNA, 3975 nt
Organism: Cajanus cajan (pigeon pea)
Lineage: Eukaryota; Viridiplantae; Streptophyta; Magnoliopsida; Fabales; Fabaceae
Gene: CLC-C
Product: chloride channel C
Biological process (GO): chloride transport; transmembrane transport
Cellular component (GO): plant-type vacuole membrane; intracellular membrane-bounded organelle
Molecular function (GO): voltage-gated chloride channel activity
Source: RefSeq, a predicted model, not a curated record
ACCACAACAUAUUGACCUCUACUUUCAAAGCCAUGAUUUCCUCUAACUUGGAACCAUCCCCAGAAACAACCAUAACUCACCAAUACUUGCAACAAAUAAAAAUUACAAGAACAAACCCACCCAACCAAGAAUGUCACCAAAGCUACAAAAGAAAAUAGGAACCCCCCAUAUUAAUACAAGUACAAAAUUUGAUGCAUGGCAUUUAUUGCCCAUUAAUGCACAAAGAAAAAUCAUCAAGUCACACAUUAAAUGCAGUACAACCCCAAGACUCACAACUUUCUCGCCUUGAGGAGCUUUAUGCAUCUCCCAAAUCGACCAAUCCUAACUCUCACAUGCCCAUUUGCUUGAAACAACCUCACUUGCAACUCCUAUACCCUAACGAGCUUAGAGCUAAGGGAGCUUUUAUGCCGCCUAACUUAGAUGAUUUGACUUUAUCAUUACAAUCACAAGUUGAUCUCUUUACCAUUACAAUCACAAGUUGAUCUCCUUACCAUUAUGAUCAAAAGCCAAUCUCCUUUACCAUCACGAGUUUAUCAACUUACACAUACACAACACGUUACAACCUAUAAUACAAAUCUCUUUAAACCAGACAACCUACCAUGAAAUGAGCAAAGAAAUAAAGCAACUUCCAUACUAUUCAUAACUCCUUCCCCUUUAAAGAGCUCGAAACUUGGGGGAUUAUGUACUACCCAACUCGGCCAGGCCAAGCCAAUCGUCCUAGCUCACCCAUAUUACCUUGGCCAAGCCAAACUGACCUCCUCCAACUCCCCCACAUCGGGCUCCUCGUCUAUCAUCAUGCAAUAAAGCCCUAACACAAUCAAAAUCCUAAUGGCUAGCAACACAAAUAUCUUCCAUAAAUGUCAUAUCUUAGCAUACUGUGAUCACCUAACAUUAUAUAUUUGCUAAUUUGGAACAAUAUCUCUAUUAAUCAAUGACAAUAUCCCUACACAAUCACAAGGAGAUAUCUUUGAGAUAUCAUGCAACACUAUCAAACAUAUAUACACGACACCAUGUAUCAUACUAUUCUAACCUAAUUCUUCACAUAAACUCCUCUCUAACUUGAGCAUUAGAGUGUCUUUACAAGUGUCGCUUCCCCCCUCCCCUCAAUAAUGGACAUUGGAGCAACGGAGAUGUCACAUCACCUUGGGAGCACUUACAAAAUUUAGAUAUAUUACAAGCACGUCUAUUACAGAUGGCAGUUCUGAGUAGGAAAUGGUCCAGAAUAGAAGAAGGGCAUCAUUGAUUAUCGUUCUGACUGAUGUGAAUUAGUUUCCUAGCUAGCAUGGCACCAACUGGUGAAGGAGUUGAGAAGAUGAAUGAAGAGGAUCGGGUAAACAGCAGUGAUUAUGAGCAUGACAUAGAAAAAGAUGUGAAUGAGGAAAUUGGAAGGUAUCGGUCAGGGUCAGGGUUAUCUGAUAGAAACAUGGCUCAUUCAAAGCCACUUCUUGUGAAGAGGACUAACACCACCUCCCAAAUUGCUAUAGUUGGUGCCAACCUCUGCCCUAUUGAAAGCCUUGACUAUGAGACUUUUGAUAAUGAAAUAUUGAAGAAGGACUGGCGUUCGAGGAAGAAGGUUGAGAUAAUCCAGUAUGUGAUGCUUAAGUGGGUAUUUGCUCUUCUUAUUGGAUUAGGAACUGGAUUGGUUGGCUUCUUUAACAGUUUUGCAGUUGAGAACAUAGCUGGUUUCAAGUUGCUUAUGACCACCAAUCUCAUCUCUAAACACAGAUAUCUUGAGGCAUUUUUAGCAUAUGCUGGUGUGAACAUAUGUUUAGCAGCAGCAGCUGCUGCACUUUGUGCUUUCAUUGCGCCAGCAGCUGCAGGCUCUGGCAUUCCAGAGGUGAAAGCAUAUCUCAAUGGCGUGGAUGCUCACCAUAUACUGGCUCCAAGCACCCUUUUUGUAAAGAUAUUUGGUUCCAUCUUGGGAGUUUCUGCUGGAUUUGUGGUGGGCAAAGAGGGACCUAUGGUACAUACAGGGGCAUGCAUAGCUUCUUUAUUGGGGCAGGGUGGAUCUCGCAAGUAUCACUUGACUUGCCCUUGGCUUAGAUAUUUCAAAAAUGAUCCAGACCGACGAGACAUGAUCACUUGUGGUGCAGCUGCUGGUGUUGCUGCUGCCUUUCGUGCACCAGUAGGUGGUGUUCUCUUUGCCCUUGAAGAGGCAGCUUCAUGGUGGCGGAGUUCUCUUCUAUGGAGGACAUUUUUCACAACAGCAGUGGUAGCUAUUGUUUUAAGAGUUGCAAUUCAGUUUUGUGCCACAGGGAAAUGUGGGCUAUUUGGGGAAGGUGGUCUGAUAAUGUAUGAUGUUAGUUCACCCAAUAUAACAUAUAGUGUUAGUGACAUGUUAGCAGUACUUCUUUUGGGAGCCAUUGCUGGAAUCCUUGGAAGCAUAUAUAAUUACCUUGUGGAUAAGGUUGUUCGGACAUAUAGCGUCAUCAAUGAAAAAGGUGCAGCUUUCAAAAUCUCUCUUGUUGUGACAAUUGCACUUUUAACAUCAUGUUGUUUUUACUUCUUGCCAUGGAUCGCAAACUGUAGUCCAUGUCCUUCUGGUUCAACAGUGAGCUGCCCCUCUCUGGAUGAGUCUGGAGAAUACAAAAGUUUUCAAUGUCCACCAGGCUACUACAAUGAUCUUGCCUCCCUCUUCCUAAACACAAAUGAUGAUGCUAUUCGUAAUCUAUUCAGCCCCAGAAUAAUCAAAGAGUUUCACAUUUCUAGUUUGUUUAUCUACUUUGCUACUAUUUACUUUCUUGGCAUAAUCACUUAUGGUAUCGCCAUUCCAUCCGGGCUCUUCAUUCCUGUGAUACUUGCUGGUGCUUGCUAUGGCCGGCUUUUUGGCCGGCUCGUUGAAUCAAUGACCAAGCUUGACAGAGGACUCUUUGCCCUACUUGGAGCUGCCUCUUUCCUUGGUGGCACCAUGAGAAUGACGGUGUCUCUUUGUGUCAUAUUGCUUGAGCUCACCAAUGAUCUCUUGUUACUUCCACUUGUGAUGUUGGUCUUGUUAGUCUCAAAAACUGUGGCUGACAACUUCAACAAGGGUGUCUAUGAUCAAAUACUUAAGAUCAAAGGACUUCCUUAUUUGGAGGCUCAUGCAGAACCUUACAUGCGGAAUUUGGUUACGCGUGAUGUUCUUUCAGGUCCAUUGAUAACCUUUUCUGGCAUUGAAAAGGUGGGGAAUAUAUUGCAUGCUUUGAAUGCUACAAGGCACAAUGGGUUUCCAGUCAUUGAUGAACCACCUUUCUCAGAUGCACCAGAAUUGUGUGGACUUGUGCUGAGGUCUCAUUUGCUAGUGUUGCUGAAGGAGAAGAUUUUUUCAAGAAAUAGGGGUUUUUCAGAAAGCAUCUUGCACAUAAUUUCUUCUUUGGAUUUUGGAAAGGCAGGGUCAGGAAAGGGGAUCAAGCUAGAGGAUCUUGAUAUCCAAGAGGAAGAGAUGGAUAUGUAUGUUGAUCUCCAUCCCAUCACUAAUGCAUCCCCUUACACUGUGGUUGAGACAAUGUCACUUGCCAAAGCUGCUGUUAUUUUCCGCCAACAUGGACUCAGGCACAUGUGUGUUGUUCCAAAGAGCCAAGGGAGACCUCCGGUUGUUGGGAUUCUAACACGCCAUGAUUUCAUGCCAGAGCAUGUUUUGGGACUUUACCCUGAUAUCAAGGCUCACAAAUGGCAAUGAGGGGUCUCAAAAAAAGAUAUUAUUUCUUCUGUAUUGAAGUGCUUCAUUUUGAAGUGAUGCAUUCAUUUGUUGAUCGAAGUUUUUAUAUACAGUGGAGUGCAAUAAUUAUUCACAAAACACUUGAAAUAAAAAUGCUGCUUAAGAAGUAGCUGCUGCAUAUGGAUUGAAAAUUUCUAUUUCCUGAAGUCAGAUUGGUACUUUCAAAUAGACACUUUUAAACACACAAAUUAGGUGCGGUACACAGUUAUUUAAUGAUCUCUUGUACAUGUUGCUUGUUUGAUUUUUUAUGAAAUAAAAUUCUCAUGCUUAAUGAUCAA